Planococcus citri (citrus mealybug) is the source of this 660-nucleotide messenger RNA. RefSeq lists its product as uncharacterized. The transcript has 6 exons. NCBI's taxonomy places the organism in Eukaryota, Metazoa, Arthropoda, Insecta, Hemiptera, Pseudococcidae. The record is from RefSeq and is a predicted model, not a curated record. Bases 152 to 553 code for a protein of 133 amino acids.
CAAUAUCCAGUCCAAACUCCUAGUUAGUGUAAAUACCAGAAAGUAAAAACAGCUAAACACAAUCACUGUGUGCUGUGUGUGAUAAAAUUUUAGUUACUGCUGACGUUUACAAGCAAUAGUUUUUAUGUGAGCAAGGUAUUAGAUUACGAAUAUGAAUCAAGAACUUUCUUACGAAGCUAAUGGAAGUUUUCCAUUUAAUGCAAAUAUUUCUGAUAGUUUUUCUCAAAAUGCUUCCAAGUGUCCAGAAGAAGCAGCAAUGGUUCUCAUCAUUAACUCGUGGUGGACAGUCCUUUUUUAUCUCAUCAUCCAAACAGCGUGUGCUUUCUUCGCUAUCAUCGUUGCUCAAUGGUUCGUUGGAAAUCAGAACAAACAGAAUAAUUGUCAACCAGUAUGUUUUCCAGUAUCGAUCGCAUUGAAUCGGCAUGACUUUGACGCAGCUGAUCGGUUCGAUAUUGCGAGAAUGAUCGAUUAUGUUGGCGAACUUUCAGUCUACGAGAGAAAGGCUAGAAUAUUGAGAAUGAAGGAGAUUGCAGAAGGACGCAUUCCGUCAUAGUCGUCGCUGAGGAGAUGUACGUUGAACCUGAUUGCAGGAAUAUCCAUACCGGAGACCUUCAAACUUGAUAAAAUGUUGAAUUGGUAAAAAUAAAAAAUUUCUCGACA